AGGGAGGGAGGGAAAGUUAGACUUGUGUCUGGACCGGCGGUGUGUUGGAAAGUGCAAAAAAACAGAUAUAAGAGAUGCACUUCGUAGACAAAGGAACAACGUAUUUUUUUCCUCAGAAGUUUGUUCUCGGUGGGAUUUAAGAAUGGACAGGAGAUGGACGUGUCUGCCUGACACUGCUCUUCCCUCCCACCUCCACUGUCUCCAGCCCCCACCCUGGCGCGCACCCCUUCGAGAAAACCAGCAGAAGAAGGAGGGAGGAGGGCAGAGGGGACUCUUGAAGAAGAGUCUGCAAAGAUAAAAAAAAAAGAGAGAGACAGCGAGGGGAGCGAGAAGAAGAAGAAGAAGAGGGGAGGUGGACAGCGCUGUUCCAGCUAUCCAAAGGGCUGACAUCGAGGAGAGGAAAGUAACGACCAGAAAAAAAAAAAAAAAAAGAAACUUUUGCAGUCUCGCCACUGAGAUGAUCAUCAGGGUGGAGAGGCUGGAUGUUCGAAGGGGAACGACAGCUCUAAAAUUGGGCGGCAAGGCAGAUGAGGGAGCCUCGCUCUGGAUGAUCGCUCCACCGUGCCCCACCACCACAGCCCAAGGAUGAGGAGGUCAGGCUCUCAGCUCACCGGCCGGGGCUGUCGGAAAGCCUCCCUGAGGAGUCCCCCUCCAGCACGCUCUUCCUGAUGCUUUAUAAGAGUGGUGUGAGAUUUAAGCUUCAGACCUUUGCCGGGAAAAUGGUAAACACCGCCUGCAGGGACGAGGAAAGUGGCAUCCAAGACCGGGAGGGCAAGGAGGAAUCCAUCUUGGCCCUUCUGGGCAUCGUGGGCACCAUCCUCAACUUGGCGGUCAUCAUCUUCGUCUACCUGUACACUACGCUGUAGAUCUCCCAGUCCACACCCCUGGACCCCACUAUUAAUUAAAGCCCCCCCCCCCCCCCCCCAUGGUUUUCAUCUCUUCAGACUCUUCUUUUGUCAGUAUCUUUUACGGCACUGGCUCUUAGAAUGACCCUGGGACCAGCGCCUGAGAUGUUGGGCUUCCCCCGCGGCACGCGGGAGCUGAGACUACGUGAACGCCAUAUGGCGUGCAUCCACCUGCGCGGUUCCCAACGUGGGGUCUCGAGACUACCGGAGAGGGGGCUGGCAUUCCCGAUGGCUCCGUCGCCAGCCAAGAAUGCAUAUUGUAGAAUAUUGCUGGCUCGCUGUUUGAUUUCUACAUGACUGACGGAAGGAGAGAGAGAGCUUGGUUCUCCCGCCACAAACAAAACCCAGCUUUCACCAAGGUCCCGGCGAACCAGGAAAGGCGGGGAAAAACAGCUUGAGAGCUGUUGCUAUGGCAGCACGCGUUUGGCAGUGGUUGGACUCAAUAUGAGGAAAUUUAUAGGAUUUAAAGGUUAUGUAUGUUUUUCUGGAGGAAUUAAUCCAAAAGUUCUAAAUUACUGUUAAUAGCCAAAUUACCAUGUAUUAUGCUAUAAUACACACAACUAGUUUGAUGUAUUAUUUACUAUACAUUUAUUUUAUCCUGCAAAUAUUCAUAUUUGCAGGAUUGAUAUUGUCUGGACAAAUGUUAAGACAGUUUUCUUCCAUUUGGUCACAAUAGAAUCAUUAAUAUUAUUUUAAUGGCAGGCCUUAUUUUCUUAUAAUGGUACUGGGAAAAAAGUGCUGAGACUUAUUGGGAUGAAGACGUGAUAUGAGACAGAAUCCGAAGUUUCAAGUUGCAUGAGCGUAUUAACAUGUUAUUUUGUAAAUACAAUUGUAUUUAGCUAAUCAUGGUCAUAUGAUUUAUUUUAAUUUGAUUAAAUUCAUUUUGGAAGGUGUAUUGAUAUUUAAAGACUUUGCAUUGUGGAUGUUUGCCUUAACAUUACAGGAAAUGUAUGUUUCCAAUAUGUGUACAAUUAUCAGGUUAAAACGACUUAAAGAAGGGUUUCUCUUAAGUAAAUGGCUCCGUAAAGUUUUCAACUUUCUGUCUUGAUAAACAAAUAUGUCUUGAUAAGUGACAUUAGCCUAUAACCAAAUAAGAAAGUACGGUAGUGGGAAUUAGCCUACAUAGAAGACCGACAUAGCGUAUUCACCACUUUUUCUUUCGUCUGUUGAAAGUCUAUAAUUUAACAACCCCAUGAUUUGAGAAAGUGCCUGAGAUCACAGUGUCUCAAAUUCACCUUUCGAAGAUGAAGUAGAAAAGCAUGCAAAUUGUUUUAGUCAAUCAUUGCUUUUCUAAUAUUAUGUCACUCACCAAGCAUCUAUUUCAAAUUGAAAGUCUCUCAAUUUCAUGUUUUUUGGAAAUGUUUGGCCUACUCAAUAUACCUUUGUCAGUGAAAUAUUCAAUCCCAAAUUACAUACAAAUUACAAGGUAAAAGAAAGCUUAAUAAGCAAAGUCUUGCACAUCUAUUCAGACUUUGAUGUGAGGCUAUUAAGCCAACUUUAAUAAUUGUUUAACUUAUCCUUACAGAGCUCGUCACUCAAGUGUUUGGAUAUGGAAUUGAUGUGUAUUCUGGAUCUCUUUCAACUGAAUAGUUUAACGGAAUUACUCGAAUGUUGUCCGAUCUUUCGACCUUUUAUGUCCUUGGUAUGAAUCGUUUUUUCAAGAGAAUUACAAAAUAAAUGCUUUUGGGCAGAUCAAAUACAUAA
Messenger RNA from Gadus macrocephalus (Pacific cod), 2609 nucleotides. RefSeq names its product protein TUNAR-like. The coding region runs from base 669 to 866 and encodes 65 amino acids. The transcript is spliced from 2 exons. NCBI's taxonomy places the organism in Eukaryota, Metazoa, Chordata, Actinopteri, Gadiformes, Gadidae. The record is from RefSeq and is a predicted model, not a curated record.